This is a messenger RNA of Myotis davidii, 6362 nucleotides long. It is a transcript of the gene CCND2, whose product is annotated as cyclin D2. Gene Ontology annotation, biological process: mitotic cell cycle phase transition; regulation of cyclin-dependent protein serine/threonine kinase activity; positive regulation of G1/S transition of mitotic cell cycle. Gene Ontology annotation, molecular function: cyclin-dependent protein serine/threonine kinase regulator activity. The transcript has 5 exons. Gene Ontology annotation, cellular component: cytoplasm; cyclin-dependent protein kinase holoenzyme complex; nucleus. NCBI's taxonomy places the organism in Eukaryota, Metazoa, Chordata, Mammalia, Chiroptera, Vespertilionidae. The coding region runs from base 323 to 1192 and encodes 289 amino acids. The record is from RefSeq and is a predicted model, not a curated record.
AGAGGGGAGCGCGGCGAGAGGGAGGAGAACUGCCCAGCCAGUUUGCGUCACCGCCUCGCAGAGCAGAAGAGGAGAGCGAGCUGGGGAGAGCGAGACAAUUUGGAGGGGAGGAGAGGCAGAGUCGGCAGACCCCGCGGCUCUCCUCUCCACCACCCAUCCUUUUCCUCUCUUCUCCCUCGGCUUCCCUCUCUGCCUUUCCCAUUCCCCCGAAAACCCCACUUAGCCAAAGCAAGGAGGUCAGGGGAACCCUUUCCCCUCCCCCCCUUCAAAAAACUUUUCCAGUCCGGAGAAAGCAGGGGACCGAGUGGGCACCCAGCUGGCCAUGGAGCUGCUGUGCUGCGAGAUGGACCGGGUGCGCAGGGCCGUGCCGGACGGCAACCUGCUCCACGAUGAGCGCGUUUUGCAGAACUUGCUCACCAUCGAGGAGCGCUACCUUCCCCAGUGCUCCUACUUCAAGUGCGUGCAGAAGGACAUCCAGCCCUUCAUGCGCAGGAUGGUGGCCACCUGGAUGCUGGAGGUCUGUGAGGAGCAGAAGUGUGAGGAGGAGGUCUUCCCUCUGGCCAUGAAUUACCUGGACCGCUUCUUGGCUGGGGUUCCAACUCCUAAGACCCACCUUCAGCUCCUGGGUGCUGUUUGCAUGUUCCUGGCCUCCAAGCUCAAAGAGACCAUCCCGCUGACGGCAGAAAAGUUGUGCAUUUAUACCGACAACUCCAUCAAGCCCCAGGAACUGCUGGAGUGGGAGCUGGUGGUGCUGGGGAAGUUGAAGUGGAACCUGGCCGCAGUCACUCCUCAUGACUUCAUCGAGCCCAUCCUGCGCAGGCUGCCCCAGGACAAUGAGAAGUUGCCUCUGAUCCGCAAGCAUGCCCAGACCUUCAUUGCUCUGUGUGCCACCGACUUUAAGUUCGCCAUGUACCCACCAUCGAUGAUUGCGACUGGAAGUGUGGGAGCUGCCGUCUGCGGGCUGCAGCAGGAUGAGGAAGUGAGCUCGCUCACCGCUGAUGCCCUGGUGGAGAUGCUGGCCAAGAUCACCAACACCGAUGUGGAUUGCCUCAAAGCCUGCCAGGAGCAGAUUGAGGAGGUGCUGAUCAGCAACCUGCAGCAGUUUCAGGAGCAGGGGGAUGGAUCCAAGGAAGAGGAGGAAGUGGUGGACCAAGCCAGCACCCCUACAGACGUGCGUGAUAUUGACCUGUGAGAUGUCAGUCGGGCCGCAAGGGAGAGAUGUGUUCAAAUCUGCUCUCUCCUUCUCUCUGGUUGUUUUGUUAUGUUUUAGGGUGAAAUUAAAAAAACAAAAUUCUGCUCCCACCUAGAUCAUAUUGAAGGAUCUUUUAGAAGCGAGAGAAAAAGAUCCUAUAAAGCCGGAAUAAUUAAAAGCAUUUGGUGCCUAUUUGAAGUACAGUAGAAGGGAAUCCCUUGUGUAUGCGAACAGUUAUUGCUUGUUUAUGUUAAAAGUCAUAGUAAAAUGCUUACAGGUAACUGCAGAGUAGCUAGAGAAAAUGUACGCCUGCAUUAUGGGAAGAAAUUAGAGGAGACUUUUUUUUUCAUGUUAUAAACUAGCACGUAUACACCCCUACUAGGAUAAUUUCAAGGAACUGCAUAUACAUUUUAUGGCACUAGAUUGCUAAGCCAUGAACUCGAGAAGGAAUUGGAAACAAGGUUGGACACAGUGGGGAGGGAGGAUGAAACAAUCUCUCGAAGUGACUGAACCAUUUUGGAUGUAGAAGCACGUUUGGUCUUGACCACCUAUGACUAAGUCAGGAGCAUUGCUGGAUCUCUAGUUAGGAACUCUUGCUGUCUACAGUAGCUGCUACCUAAAACAGAUGUUUUACCUUCCAGUUGACACAGGUGAUUUGGACCUGGGUUUAUGUUUUUUGACAUCUUGCUUCUUCUUCCAAACAUGGUUCAUUGCAUAUACCACCAUAUUUUGUCUAAAGGGGCAGUGUAGCUCUGGGCCAUUACCAAACCUCACAUGAAACAGAGGCAGAUGGAGACCAAGGGUGGGAUCUGGAAUGGAAUCUUUUAACGUCUGACAAGAGUAAUGUGACCCUGGCAUUCCUUAUUAGGAGAAAACUAAUUUUUGGUGCUGAUUGGCAUGUCUGGUCCACACUUUAGCGUUGUUAUAAACCAUUCCAUUCGAAAAGCACUUUGAAAAAUUGUUCCAGAGGGAUAGAUGGGAUGGUUUAUGCAAAUUAUACUGAAUAGACUCCUCCCUUCUCCUCCGGUGCCCCUCCCCCUCCCACCUGGUACUAUUCGCUUCUGGUAUCUGAUAUUCUCUGGUACAUGGUUCUGGUGUUCCCACUAGGACUGAAGAGACAACCCUGUCCGCUGACAUUCCCAUCACCACAUUCCUCAGAAAAGUCUAAAAACAAAGAUCUGUUAUCAUUUUGAUGCAUGUAAGGAUCUUAAUUCCCACCUAUGUACUUCCCCUUUGGACAUGGAAAGAAAAAUUAUUGCUGGUGCAAAGACAGCUGAACAGCAGUGUGGCAUUUUGUUCCCUUAUACACUUUUUGUUAAUUAGUUGCAAAGUUGUUCAGUGUACUUGAAUAUUUUUCCUCUCCACAUCUUAAACACAUUCAGUUAGCAAGAAGUUGGAGCAAUAACUUUUUUUUUUGCACAAUUAUAAUUGACAGGUAAUGAAGCUAUUUGUUAAAAUAUUUGCCUUUUUUUAAGCAAAAAGGAAAAAUCAGAACAGGGCUCCUUUGAAGAAUUAUUUUAUACACAGAUUCUGCCUUGUUUCAUAGUAUGAGGGUUGAAGAUGGAGAAAAACGUAAGGGUCUCUUAUUUUCAUUUUAUUAUGCUCAGUUUUUUUUUAUUACUUUUUUUUUUGCGCUGCUAAGAAGCUAAUUCAUCCUUAUUCACAUUAACAGUACCUAGCUGUAAUGUUUUUCACAGUGUGCUGCUAUUUUAUAAACAUUUUUAUAAUAUAUUAUUUUACUGCUUAAAUUCCAAGACCUGAAGUAGAUGGUUGCUAUAUGAGUUCUUUGUACUGGAAAAUCCCUUCCAUAGUUUUUCUCCUGGUAGCAUAUUCACAGUUGGUGUUGGGUUUUUAUUAUCCCUUUUGGAUUUUUUUUUUUCCUCUCUGAUCACAUUCUUCAAAGACAGAAUAUUCUUUACCUCAGGUUUACUGGUCAAAAAUCAAUAGCUACAACAGAAAACAAUUCACAUUUUUGUUUUCAUAAUACCUCACAACCAUACAGUUUCUGCUUGGGAGCCCAUGAGUGUGGGGAGAGAAGAAGGCGGGAGGAGGCUGUGGGCAAUGGGGUGGGUUUGGCCCAGGGUCUCACACCCAGGGACCUCUUCAGUGGUGAAGGUCAUCAGGCUUCCAUUUUGACUCUGGUCUCCUCAUCAUGAUGGAAAAAAUACAAUUGAACCAAGGGGCUUCCCCUCCCCCCACGCAGACAUUCCGCACACACAUUUAGGCAGUGGAUGAGGAAGUCAUGCUUUGCACUUAGGUAUCAGGAGAUGGGCUAAAGAAUUCAGCAGGCUGCUGGGAGACCCUCAUCUGACAGCCCUUCCUACAGCAGGGCUUUCAUCACUAGGGUCCUCUCCUCUUGCAAGGACCUUUCCCUCCCUCUCCUUCCCUGACACAGGCAUCCCCAGGUGAUGGUGAUCACAGAGGUUUUUCUAGGUCUGAAUCUGCAGCUCGCAGUGUUGUGGGGAUUCCUCCCCCCGCUGGUCUCCCACGGGGCAGCAGGCGCUGUGCAAGGCCAGGUCCUCUGCUAAGCAGCAGUGCAUGUUUUAGGUUUACAUCGCAUUGAAUUGGCGUGAUGGGGGACAUAGGUCAGAUGAUGACUGGAUGGUAGCUGAGGGGGGUGGGGAGGCUGCUUCCACACAGAGAUGGGAGUCCUGAUGCAUGAGAUUCUCACAGGGUGUUUAGGAGGCUCAGGACUUGGUGAGUUAGCAUCACCCUGUAUUCUAGGGAGUUUCUGGUGGGUUAAUGGGUGGUGAAUUCUGAAGUUCUGGAGAGGAAAGCCGUGCAGGCGGUCUUUUAUUAAGAGCCCACGUGGCACAGUACACUCUGGGGUCUGGGGAGCCCAUAGCGUGGGAAGAGACGUGGUCCUAGAGUUCUGGAGGGUCUGGGAGCAUAAAGACAAGAUGAGAUACAAACUUAUUCCACAGUGACCAGCCCGUAAGCUCAGACGGAAGCAGCAGCAAAUGAAAAUCUGACUGGGAAGGAAGCAGGCCAACAGACUCCCUGCAGCCUAUAACUUUCCGCUUUCUCUGAAGGCCCAGAUGCCCUGGGGCCUGCUAGCCUUUUCUACUUCCUGUCCUCUGGGCCUAGGUGCUAGGUGUGGGGUUGCUGAUGGGGAAGGUGCUAGGUUGUCUGGUUUUCCUGCCGGUCCCCUCCUUUAAACAAAAGAGGGAACUCGUUGUUUAAGUGGCUGACGCCCUCUCCUUGGCCUUGGUUUCCUCGGUAGGAGAUUUUGUCUCAGAGAAGCUCAGUGCUCGUGGUUUUAUUCUUUUAUUUUUCACUUCCUACUUAAAGGGGUUCCAAACCUGUUCUGAUCUUUUUCUACUUUUAAACAACAACAACAAAAUCUCUUUUUUACUUCCUCCUCUCUGUGUUUUUGUUUUUCUCCGUCAGUGGGGGCUAGGUUUUUCCCCAAGCUUGCCAAAUUUUGUUCCUAUCCCUGUUUUGGCCAAAUCCUAGGUGGGGAAAAUCCUCGUAUGCCAAAAAUAUAUGCUAAGCAUAAUUUAAUCCCAUGCAGGUUCAUAUUAGCCACAAAGCCUGCAGGUGGAAGCAGGGGACAGAUCCCCCAGCAGAGAGUCCCCGGUGCCCAGAGGACAGCCCCUCAGAAUGGCUGCUCUUAGAGGAGCCUGGGCUGGGACUGCCCCAGGACCGCGGAGGGCUCACCACGCCUGACGGCCAGGUCCUCCUCGGUCUACACGCUUUGUUCAAGAGGCUCUGUUCUGCCUCUGUCAUCCUGUCAGGGGCACACAUGGCUUGGAGGCCAGCAGGGGCUUAAGUGACAAGGCUGGGGGAGGAAGCAGCUCUGACUACAUCAGCCUCAUUCCCUUGCUAGCAGGGUGGGCUUCUCUCAGAGGGCGCCGCAGCUUUCCUGCAGUCUGGCCCCUUCAGGGCCUCUCCACACUGCCCUGGGGGCUCCGGGAUGGGGUUAAUAAGGACAGUAGGCAGGAUUGGAUGACUUCUCAAAGUGGGCCGGGGAAUUCUCCCUGGGCCAAAGCGGGUUGGCCUGGGGGAAGAAAUAGACUCGCACCUUGUAUCAUGUAAAUAAUGAUUUUCUAGUUCAAGGAGAUGACACUGGUAGUGUGGGAAUGGAAGGUAGGGAUGGGAGGAAGUCUGAGUAAGCCAGUUGGCUUCUAAGCCAAAAGGAUUCCUCUUUGUUUAUCUUUGAGACAGUCCAACCCUGAGAAUAGCUUUAAAAGGGAAAUCAAUGCUGAGACAGUAAAGUCCCCUUAAGCCAACAAACCAGCCAUAGAGAGUGCAGGCUUCCACUGCUAUGGGCUUGGACCCGUUUUCAAGAGCUGCUCAUGCCAUUGUCCGUUUGUACAAAAUAGGGCAGGAAGACUGGAGAGGAUGUUUAUGACUUCCUCACGCCACAUGGUUUCUCAUGAUUCUAGACUCUAAACCCAGAACAUCAUUCAGUCUACAUUUUUCAGAACUAUUCUCCUAUAUUUGUGUGCCUCUGCUUUAGACUUGGCUGGGCUAUCAGACCUGAUUCUUGGCUCAGGUUUCAAGAAGCCAUCAGCAAAUGUAUCCAUGCACGCUGUAGCCGCAUCAUUUAUUCCUUUGCCUGCAGCCUAGGUUGGGGGAAAAAGUGCCUUACUGAUUGUAGCCAUUAUAGUAUUCAAUGUAUUUUAACAGGUGCCUGUCCUUUAAAAGCAAGGUGGUGUUUUGUUGUUCAUGGGUUUCAGUUCUUAUUGCUAGCCAACUCUUAUCCCCAGCAAACCACCGGGCCAUUGGAUUUUUUCCAUUAUGUUCAUUGCCCUUGUACCAUGUACCUCAGAUCUCUCAGUUACAGUGUCUCAUCUUGGACUUCUUUUAUUAUUAUUAUAAUUUUUUUUUUUUGCUUUAAACGAGUGUGAUGCCAUAUCAAGUCAAUGUAAUUCUCUCACAAUAUACUCUAUAAGAGGUGUGGGUGUUUAUUUGGUCGGGAUGCUAGCAAGUGCUAAAGUAGCAUGAUCAGUAUAAAAAGGUUUUUAGGAAGUUUUGGAAAAUGUUUUAUUGGCUACGAUGGUGACAUGGUAUAGUCAGUUGCCUUUGAAGAGGUCCUAUCUGUUCAGUGUUAAGUGAUUUUAAGAAAUAAUAACCUGUUAUUCUGACUAGCGUAAAGAUGGGUUUGGAAAUGGUUUUGGAUGCGAUUAGUAAUGAUAUGUGGACAAUAAACUCACCUUGACCUAAA